GGGCAGUGAAGGGAAGGUGUUUGCGGUGCCCGUUGUGUUGUGUGUGUGUGUGUUCGUGUUCUGAGGUGAAAGAACAGAUCAUGGGCUGCUUCUUCUCCAAGAGGCGGAAGCAGGCCAAAGAGGCAAAGGCUGGCGCGGAGAGCGGAGAUCGGAAUGGCUCUCUGUCCGCCGAGGCCGACAAACAGCCACAGUAUAGUUGGGACCAGCGAGCCAAGAUUGAUCCAAAAGAUUACAUGUUUUCUGGACUCAAGAAUGAAACAGUUGGACGUUUACCUGGGAAAGUUGCAGGGCAACAGUUUGUCAUUCAGGACUGUGAGAAUUGCAAUAUUUAUAUAUUUGAUCAUUCUGCUACAAUCACUGUUGACGACUGUAUAAACUGCCAAAUUUUUCUAGGACCUGUAAAAGGCAGUGUGUUUUUGCGUGACUGCAAAGACUGUAAGUGUGUUGUGGCAUGCCAACAGUUUCGUACUCGAGACUGCCGAAAGAUAGAAAUAUUUCUGUGCUGUACCACCCAGCCCAUUAUUGAAUCUUCUACAGGUAUGAAAUUUGGAUGUUUCCAAUACUAUUAUCCAGAGCUGGCUUUGCAGUUGAAAGAUGCUGGGCUAAGCAUCUUUAACAACACAUGGAGCAAUAUCCAUGACUUCACACCAGUUUCAGAAGAAAAUAAUUGGGGUCUUCUAGCUGAGGAUGCUUUAGUUCAAGACUAUGUACCAUUGCCGACUACUGAAGAAUUAAAAGCUGUGAGGGUUUCAGCUGAUGCCAACAAGAGCAUAAUUCCAAUAACCCUGGGAGGACGCCAAAAAAAAAGUGAGGAAUCUUGCUUUGUAGUGUUCUUUGCUGGAGACUAUACAACUGCCAAUGCAAGGAAGUUAAUUGAUGAGAUGACUGGCAAAGGCUUUUGGCUGAUACAGACAAAAGAGAUUUCAAUGAAAGCUGAUGAUGCUCAACGAGUGUUCCAGCAAAGAGCAUUUGAAUUCACCCCUUUACUUGACAAAGGUCCUGUUGUUGCUUUAGAGUUUAAUGGAGAUGGUUCUAUAGCAGCCUGUCAAGACAUUGUUGUCAAUGUCUUUAGUGGAGCUCAGGUUUUUGUAUCUGAGGACAAGUUGUCUGCUUCAAGAGAAAUAGAGUGUUUCUAUAAUUUUGCUGAUAUGCAGAUGGGAAUGUGAAAGAAACAAAAGCACCUUACUGAAAAAUAUCUAAUAGUUGAGUCAAGCAUUAGGUUUGUACAACACUCUGAAUUAAGUGAAUUUUUUUUAACCUUUUUUGCCUUUUCCUUUUAAUACUGAUUUUUCAGUAAAACUAUAAAAUUUAAGAAACUAAUCGCUCUUAACUGUAAUGUGAUUAUUUCUUUCCUGCAUAUUAUAUUUUAAUAUUAUAAUAUUUUCAGCUAUAAUGGUACACUAGAUGGGAGUAUAGAUGUUAGAAAGCUGGUGCAAAUUGAAGAUUUUUUAUGUAUGUUUGUAUCUUUGAGCAUAAACUCAAUUUCACAAGGGCAUGUUUACAACAUUGAACAAGCAUUACUAACAAUUAGUAUGUCCUGAAAUUUUCAAACAUUUCACAUGAAAUCAAUAUCAUUCAAAAGAUUUUAAUUCUGGUAGCUUUGUCUUAUUAUACAAAAUUAGCAACAAUGAGAAAAAUAGUUAUUUUAACUUUUGCUCUCAGUCCAACAGUGACUUUCAAUUAUUUGAUUAUGCUUGAAUGACAUAACCGUUCAAGAAAAGGCAUUUGUGGAAACAGGCAAGGUCUUGCUAUGGCUUCUGAUGAGUAUCUUCAACAGAGGAUUUUAUUGCUGUUGUUACUGAAUUUUUGUGGGACUCCUGCUUCAGAUUUUUGUAUAUUUUUUUCCAAAUAUAUUCAAUUCAUAAAUACAGAUCUUAUAGAAAUGAAUGUGACCUGCAGGUCUGAUCCCCAUUUUACAAAUCUUUUUCUGAUCCAGAGAUACAAGGCUGCUAGAACAGCAUUUCUCCCCAGGCUGAACUUUAUCUUAUUUUCUCAAAUAAUUUCUUCUUCUUUUACAUGCUGAGUUCCUCUCCAAAUACAGGGGAGUGGUGGAGCUCAUAAACUGCUUUUGACUGCAAAAAACUGAGAGUAACAUUAAGCAAAUAGUGAUUCUUAAAUAUAUUUAAGACAGAACACGGGUCACAGAGGAACUCUAAUAUCAAUAUCCACUCAUUAACAAACAAGAAACUGAAAUGUAGGCAUAUUACACAGCCUGUUCCACCCAAACUCCAUGCACAUAAUGGAAUAACAUGAUUCUUUCAACUCAAACAGAGGGCACUUCAAAAUUUCCUCAUAAACUUACUGUUUAUUAAAUAAAGGUUAAAAAAAAGCAUUUACACAAAUCUUUUUUCAGUAUUUCAGAUAUAUUAUCUAUACCAUUGAAGUGGUUUUAAAUGAUCAAAUAUAAAUUAUGAGAAUUAAAAAAUAAUAAUGCAAUCAGUUUAUCACUUGUUCAGAGUGUAGCAAAACGGUUUUUAGCCAUGCUGUAGCUGCCCAGGAGCUUCCUUUAAAUAAGAGUAAAUGUUGCUGUUUAAGGAUUGUACUGCAAAUUUACUGAUAUAUGAAAGUUUGAUAUUUUACACAACUGUAAAAUUAUUUUCUUUUGUAUAGUUAAAUGUUUUAUAUGUAAAUACUGGUUUCUUUCUUAUAUUAGCACUUUAUGUUGGAUAAAGAUUGUGUAUAGAAUUUUUACCUGUACAUUUUAACAGAAAACAACUGUAAGAGGAAAAAAGAGAAGAAAAUUUCUGCAUUGUGCAGUCAAUUUAAUCAACGGAAGCAUCAGACAUUUACUUGUUUUUAUAUUAUCAAAAUGGAAGGACUCAUGAAUUAAUUUCUGAAUUGUUAUGUAUUUAAUAUUGUUUAUGAAUUGAAUUUAUUGGUACUAUAGAAUUUAAGAAAAAUUUAUACAGUACAUUAUAGCUUUUAUAUACAACUUGUCUAGCAUUUGUGAAAUGUGCUUUAUAAUAAAUACUUAAAUGAAAGCUUC
Messenger RNA from Thamnophis sirtalis, 2986 nucleotides. RefSeq names its product RP2 activator of ARL3 GTPase (gene RP2). NCBI's taxonomy places the organism in Eukaryota, Metazoa, Chordata, Lepidosauria, Squamata, Natricidae. Gene Ontology annotation, biological process: post-Golgi vesicle-mediated transport. Gene Ontology annotation, molecular function: GTPase activator activity. The record is from RefSeq and is a predicted model, not a curated record. Gene Ontology annotation, cellular component: periciliary membrane compartment; cilium.